This is a messenger RNA of Diospyros lotus (date-plum), 5252 nucleotides long. Its product is annotated as myosin-15. NCBI's taxonomy places the organism in Eukaryota, Viridiplantae, Streptophyta, Magnoliopsida, Ericales, Ebenaceae. The record is from RefSeq and is a predicted model, not a curated record. Gene Ontology annotation, cellular component: myosin complex; vesicle; cytoplasm. Gene Ontology annotation, molecular function: ATP binding; actin filament binding; microfilament motor activity. Bases 242 to 4783 code for a protein of 1513 amino acids. The transcript has 38 exons. Gene Ontology annotation, biological process: vesicle transport along actin filament; actin filament organization.
UUCCACGAAAUCUUUGGAGCCUUCGAUUCGCUGUUCCCUAAUUUGGUUAGAGGGCGGGAAGCCGAAAUCACCGUACGUGAAGUUCCGUGCACUGCUCACUAAGCCUUAAUCCAAUCCUCUUCUCUCUCUCUCUCCUCUUCUCUCUCUCUCUCUCUCUAGGGUUUUUCACAGCUCCGUAUCUCCCUGCUUCAAAAUUCAAAUCGUUCUGGUCUAGGGUUUCUGGUACUGAGGAGGAGCAAAGAUGAGUGCUGUUCGCAAGGGGUCGAAGGUGUGGGUGGAAGAUAGAGACCAGGCUUGGGUUGCUGCUGAAGUCGUCGAUUUUGUGGGAAAACAUGCUCAUGUCGUCACCGCCUCCGGGAAGAAGGUUUUGGCAAUUCCGGCCAAGUUGUUUCCGAGGGAUGCGGAGGCGGAGUUCGGUGGAGUCGAUGAUAUGACCAAAUUGACUUAUCUGAACGAGCCUGGGGUUCUUGACAACUUGGAGCGGAGAUACUCUCUUAAUGAAAUAUAUACAUACACAGGGAGCAUCUUGAUAGCUGUUAACCCUUUCACAAAGCUUCCUCAUCUUUAUAAUGUACACAUGAUGGGGCAAUAUAAUGGAGCUCCUUUUGGUGAGUUAAGUCCCCAUGUCUUUGCCGUGGCUGAUGCUGCUUACAGAGCGAUGAUAAAUGAAGCUAGAAGCCAGUCUAUUUUGGUUAGUGGAGAAAGUGGGGCUGGAAAAACGGAGACAACAAAAUUGAUUAUGCAAUAUCUUACUUUUGUUGGUGGCCGUUCUGCUGGUGAUGACGGAACAGUGGAGCAACAAGUUCUUGAAUCAAAUCCACUUUUGGAGGCAUUUGGUAAUGCAAGGACUGUUAGAAAUGAUAACUCAAGUCGUUUUGGCAAGUUUGUUGAAAUCCAGUUUGAUGCAAAUGGUAGAAUAUCUGGUGCUGCAAUUAGAACUUAUUUGCUUGAGAGAUCCCGUGUUGUCCAGAUAACAGACCCUGAGCGGAAUUAUCACUGCUUUUAUCAACUAUGUGCAUCUGGAAGAGAUGCAGAAAAGUACAAGCUAGGGCACCCGAGUCAAUUCCAUUACUUAAAUCAAAGUAAGACUUAUGAAUUGUGUGGAGUGAAUAGCGCAGAGGAGUACAUGAAGACAAGAAGGGCAAUGGACAUUGUUGGCAUCACUCAUGAGGAGCAGGAAGCUAUAUUUCGGACCUUAGCUGCCAUUCUACAUCUGGGGAACAUUGAAUUUUCUCCUGGCAAAGAGCAUGAUUCAUCGGCAGUGAAGGACCAGAAAUCUGAAUUUCAUAUGCAGAUGGCUGCUAAUCUUUUUAUGUGUGAUGUAAACCUGUUACUGGCCACCUUGUGCACACGGUCAAUUCAAACUCGUGAAGGGAUUAUUAUUAAAGCUCUGGAUUGUAAUGCUGCUGUUGCUAGUCGGGAUGCUUUGGCAAAAACUGUUUAUGCUCGGCUUUUUGAUUGGCUUGUUGAAAAGAUUAAUAGGUCUGUUGGGCAAGAUAAGGAUUCUCGCGUGCAAAUUGGAGUACUUGAUAUAUAUGGAUUUGAAUGCUUUCGAAACAAUAGUUUUGAGCAGUUCUGCAUUAACUUUGCAAAUGAAAAGCUUCAACAACAUUUCAAUGAGCAUGUUUUUAAAAUGGAGCAAGAGGAGUAUCGCAAAGAAGAAAUCAAUUGGAGCUAUAUUGAAUUUAUAGACAACCAAGAUGUUCUUGAUCUGAUCGAGAAGAAGCCUAUUGGAAUAAUUGGUCUUCUGGAUGAAGCUUGCAUGUUUCCCAAGUCAACACAUCAGACAUUCUCAACCAAGCUGUUCCAGAAUUUUCGGUCUCACCAGAGAUUGGAGAAGGCAAAAUUUUCAGAAACAGAUUUUACCAUUUCUCACUAUGCUGGCAAGGUGACAUAUCAGACAGAUUCAUUUUUAGACAAAAAUCGUGAUUAUGUCGUGGUGGAACAUUGCAUUCUACUGUCUUCUUCCAAAUGUCCAUUUGUUGCUGGUCUUUUUCCUUCGUUACCAUUGGAAUCUUCAAGGUCAUCAUACAAGUUCUCUUCUGUUGCUUCCAGAUUUAAGCAACAACUUCAAGCUUUGAUGGAGACCCUGAAUUCAACGGAGCCUCAUUAUAUCCGCUGUGUGAAGCCAAACUCUUUGAACCAACCUCAAAAAUUUGAGAAUCAAAGUAUCUUACACCAGCUGCGUUGUGGGGGUGUUUUAGAAGCAGUGCGGAUAAGUCUGGCUGGUUAUCCCACACGGAAGACUUUUCAUGAGUUUGUUGAUCGUUUUGGACUGAUAGCUCUGGAAGUUAUGGAUGGAAGUUAUGAUGAGAAAACAACAACAGAGAAGAUAUUGCAGAAAUUAAAGCUUCAGAAUUAUCAGUUGGGCAAGACCAAAGUUUUUCUCAGGGCUGGUCAGAUUGGCAUUCUGGAUUCACGACGUGCUGAGGUUUUGGAUACUGCUGCAAAAUGUAUUCAGGGUCGAUUACGAACUUUUGUUGCACACAGGGAUUUUGUCUCAACCAGGGCAGCUGCAAUUUCUCUGCAAGCAAGCUGCAGAGGUUAUAUUGCUCGAAAUAUGUAUUCAGCAUUACAGGAGGCAAGAGCUUCUAUUUUGAUACAGAAAUACGUCCGCAGAUGGCUUGCAAUGGUUGCCCUUUUGCACCUUCGCUCUGCGACUGUUCUUGUUCAGUCCAGUAUCCGUGGUUUUUUGACUAGGCAUAGAUUUUUGCAUCGAAAGGAACAUAGAGCUGCCACUUUAAUUCAGGCUCAAUGGAGAAUGCGCAAGGCCCGUUCAACUUUUUGUCAUCGUCAAUCUAAUAUUGUUGCAAUACAGUGUCAUUGGAGGCAGAAGUUGGCAAAAAGAGAGCUCCGGAGGCUUAAACAGGAGGCUAAUGAGGCAGGUGCCUUGCGUUUGGCAAAGAAUAAGCUUGAGAAGCAGUUGGAAGAUCUUACAUGGCGCUUGCAGCUAGAAAAGAAACUACGGGUGUCUAGCGAAGAGGCUAAAUUGCUGGAAAUUACAAAACUUCAUAAGGCACUGGAAUCUAUGAGCCUUGAGCUAGAUGCAGCUAAAUUGGCCACAGUUAAUGAGUGCAACAAGAAUGCUGUGCUGGAAAAUCGGUUAGACUUAUCAACGAAGGAGAAAUCUGCUUUGGAAAGAGAGAUUAUUGCUAUAGCAGAACUAAGAAAUGAAAAUGCAUUUUUGAAGAGUUCCUUAAAUGCUCUGGAAAAGAAGAAUUUUGUGCUUGAGCAGGAUCUUAUAAAGGCUAAAGAAGAUACUACUGAUACCAUAAAAAAGUUGAAGGAAGUUGAAAAUUCUUGCUCACAGCUGCAACAAAAUUUGCGAAGUUUGGAGGAGAAGCUCUGCAGUUUAGAGGAUGAGAAUCAUGUUCUGCGUCAGAAGACAUUGAGUGCUUCUCUAAAGAGCAAUACCAAGCCAAUUUUGGAGAAGCACUCAGGGGCAUUUUCUCUUCCCUAUGCUGAUCGCAAACCUGUAUUUGAAACCCCCACACCAACAAAACUUAUAGCACCUUUUUCACAAGGUUUAUCAGAUUCUCGCAGGACAAAGUUAACAACGGAAAAGCACCAGGAGAACUAUGAGUUCCUCUCAUGCUGUAUUAAAGAGGAUUUGGGUUUUAAAGAUGCUAAACCAGUGGCUGCCUGUGUCAUAUACAAAUGCCUUGUUCGUUGGCAUGCCUUCGAGUCUGAGAGGACAGCUAUUUUUGACUACAUAAUUGAGGGCAUUAAUGAUGUUUUGAAGGUGGGAGAUGAGAAUGUUACCUUGCCAUACUGGUUGUCUAAUGCUUCAGCACUUUUGUGUCUGCUGCAGAGGAAUCUACGUUCCAGUGGGUUCUCAAUAACUACUGCUCAACGUUCUGCAGGCUCUUCUGGUUUUAAUGGGCGGGUGGCACAGGCGCUAAAAUCUUCUUUCAAGUAUAUUGGAUAUGAGGAUGGGACUUCACUUGUUGAAGCAAAAUAUCCUGCUAUACUUUUUAAACAACAAUUAACGGCUUGUGUGGAGAAGAUUUUUGGUUUGAUUCGAGACAAUUUGAAGAAGGAAAUAUCACCACUUUUGAGUUCAUGCAUUCAGGCGCCUAAAAUCCAGCGAGUGCAUGGUGCAAAAUCAUCUAGAUCACCUGGUGGUGUUCCUCAUCAAUCACCAAGUAAUCAGUGGGAUAGCAUUAUCAAAUUCUUGGAUUCUCUCAUGAGUCAUCUUCGUGAAAAUCAUGUUCCUUCGUUUUUUAUCCGUAAGAUUACCACCCAGGUUUUCUCUUUCAUCAACAUAUCACUUUUCAACAGUCUUCUACUACGACGAGAAUGUUGCACAUUUUCAAAUGGAGAAUAUGUGAAAUCUGGUUUAGCAGAACUAGAGAAAUGGAUUGUCAAUGCAAUGGAGGAGUUUGCAGGAACCUCUUGGCACGAGCUAAAUUAUAUUAGACAAGCAGUUGGAUUUCUGGUCAUACAUCAGAAAAGGAAAAAGUCUCUAGAAGAGAUAAGACAAGAUCUUUGUCCGGCAUUGACUGUUAGGCAAAUCUAUCGGAUAAGUACCAUGUACUGGGAUGAUAAAUACGGGACUCAGAGUGUAUCAAAUGAGGUUGUUGCUCAAAUGAGGGAGAUUUUAAACAAGGAUUCUCAGAAUCUAACGUCGAAUUCGUUUUUGUUGGAUGAUGAUUUGAGCAUUCCAUUCUCAACUGAAGAUAUAUAUAUGGCACUGCCAGCAUUCGAUCCUUCAGAUAUUGAACUGCCAUCAUUAUUGUCUAAAUAUCCUUGUGCACAGUUUCUGGUGCAGCACACAAAGUAAAUCUUCCAGCUUAAUGUGAAUGGAAUAUGCCCAUAUCUCGAGCCUGAGAUAGAUUGGUCAUGUUGACCCAACAAGUAUCAGUAUAUUUUCAAAUAUGUGGCCAUUGCAGUGGCAAGAUUAACUUGUCAUACUGCUGGAAUGAGGUGAAAUAUAUCCCAUUUUAUCGCAAAAGAUUCAUUUAGAAGUCAGAUUGAAUAGGGCACCCUUUGCCCUCCACCUCUACUAACUACACGUGUUAGGUAGAGCAUUGUACAGGAAGAAAGAUAGCAAUGUGCUUAGAAAGCUUCUCUAUUCUAUGAAGCUUAGUUUUUUAGCACUGUACAGUGUGUUCAUAUUUGAAAUGCAUUCAUGUUGUAUUUUGCACUUACGUUGUAACCAUCGUUUCUGUAUCCCUCAGUUGGUUAGAACAUUUGACUCUCAUGUACUGUAACAGUGUAAAUGUUUGAUACAAACGCAAUUACUUUGAUUA